Molecule: messenger RNA, 642 nt
Organism: Brachypodium distachyon (stiff brome)
Lineage: Eukaryota; Viridiplantae; Streptophyta; Magnoliopsida; Poales; Poaceae
Product: cytochrome c oxidase copper chaperone 2
Exons: 2
Coding region: 179-406 (75 amino acids)
Cellular component (GO): mitochondrial intermembrane space
Molecular function (GO): copper chaperone activity; copper ion binding
Source: RefSeq, a predicted model, not a curated record
CAAGAAGAGAAGGACACGCGCACACCCGCCGCGCGGCCGCCGUCGAAUAAAACCCCGCGGCGCACUCGAAGCCAAGCAGCAGGCAAUCGAGACAGACGGCAGCGGCGCCUCCCCUUCCUCCGGCCUUUCCUUGCUCCGUUAAUUCCGUCCAGAUAAUACCUGAGUUGCUGCUGCUGAAAUGGGUAGCACUGGAGACCCAACGCCUGUGCAGGCACCGGUUUGCUCAAUCGUGAAUGAAGGACCAGCCCCUGCCACUGACUCGAAGCCAAAGAAGAAGAUAUGCUGCGCUUGCCCUGAUACCAAGAGGCUGAGAGAUGAGUGCAUCGUUGAGCACGGGGAGUCCGCAUGCACCAAGUGGAUAGAAGCUCACAAGCGAUGCCUCCGAGCUGAGGGGUUUAAGGUCUGAUCCUUCUCUAGUCCCCUGAGGCUGAGGUCUGAGGAUGUUACAUUUGCUUUCAUAGAAGUUACAAAACAUGAGAUUUUCCCGUUAAAAAAAAGGAGAUUUCGUAUGCAAUUGUGCCACUGAGUCUAAGAUUCAUAGUCUAGUGACCUUGUUUUUGCAUGCUGUCCUUGAAUGGUUAGCAAGGUCAAUACCUAACUUAAUGAGAAAUAAAUAAUUGAUGAGUGUGACUUUAUGGUUAA